UCUACACUGCCUAUUGCAUUGCUGCAUCAAAAGGUCAGACGUUCGUCCUCAGUGCAGGUCAACAGUCAUGUCUGCUUUUCUGCAUCACUGUCCAUUCCUGAAGUCUGCCCCAGGCCUGGCCCUGAGAAACGUGGGCCGUUUCUUGGGCAUGGCUGACCGGUGCCCCAUCAUUGCCCGCCAGAUUUCCAUUGCCUCUCAUCAGGAUGAAAAAGGCCUGCAGCCCCACAAGGACGGCAAACGCUCAUUGGCCAUGUCUGCUGCUCAGGUGGCAGUCUCCAUGACCAAGGCCUGUCCCUUUGUGUCCUCUAAGAUUGGACUGGUUCAGGCCAGUCCUCAGGUUCAGGAAGACGUCCACUCUAAAACGGCUGCUAAUCCAGAGGAGGAGGUAAACUCAGGUAUGAUCAGUUCUGUGUUUAGUGGCCUGCAGGGACUUCACUCUCCAAUUCCUUCCCAUCUUUUCAAGGACAAUAUGGUUGGAGCCCGUUUUGACUAUGAUGACUUCUUCACCCGAAAGAUCAUUGAGAAGAAGAAUGACCACACAUACCGAGUGUUUAAGACAGUGAAUCGCUUUGCAGAUGUUUUCCCCUUUGCUAAGGAUUACUCUCUUCCAGGACGUCCUGCUUCCCAGGUGUCUGUCUGGUGCAGCAAUGAUUACUUGGGCAUGAGUCGCCAUCCACAAGUCAUUAAGGCUAUAUGGGAUGUUUUGGAAAAACAUGGUGCAGGAGCAGGUGGCACUAGAAAUAUCUCAGGAACAAGUAACUAUCACGUAGCUCUAGAGAAGCAACUGGCUCUUCUUCACCAGAAAGAUGCAGCACUUGUAUUUUCAUCAUGCUUUGUUGCCAACGACUCUACCCUCUUCACUCUCGCAAAAAUGCUUCCAGGUUGUGAGAUUUAUUCAGACAUGGGGAACCAUGCCUCCAUGAUCCAGGGCAUUAGGAACAGCGGGGCCAAACGUUUUAUCUUCCGUCACAAUGAUGCAAGACACCUAGAAGAGCUGCUCAGUCGCUCUGAUCCAAACACACCUAAGAUUGUAGCCUUUGAGACCGUGCACUCAAUGGAUGGUGCUAUCUGUCCCCUGGAGGAGCUUUGUGACGUUGCUCACAAAUACGGUGCUGUCACUUUUGUGGAUGAGGUUCAUGCAGUUGGUCUGUAUGGGACACAUGGUGCAGGAGUUGGAGAAAGAGACGGCGUCAUGCACAAAAUCGACAUUGUCUCCGGCACGCUGGGUAAGGCGUUUGGUUGUGUGGGUGGAUACAUCGCCAGCACUGCUGCACUGGUGGAUACGGUGCGCUCUUAUGCAGCAGGCUUUAUUUUCACCACUUCACUGCCACCCAUGGUGCUGGCUGGAGCUCUGGAGUCAGUGCGGGUGCUAAUGAGCUCAGAAGGUCAGGCUUUACGUCGGGCUCAACAGAGGAACGUUAAACAUAUGAGGCAGCUGCUGCUGGACGCAGGUCUACCUGUCAUCAACUGUCCUAGCCACAUUAUCCCCAUACGAGUGGGAAAUGCAGAGCAGAAUUCUAAAGUGUGUGACAUUCUGUUGGAGAGACACAACAUCUACGUACAAGCUAUAAACUACCCGACUGUACCACGUGGAGAAGAACUGCUGCGUUUAGCUCCCACCCCUUUCCACGACCCCAUCAUGAUGGACUACUUUGCAGAGAAACUGGUGGAAGUAUGGCAGGAGGUCGGUCUGCCACUGAACGCACCAGCAACAGCUUCCUGCACCUUCUGUGAUCGUCCUCUCUAUUUCGACCUCAUGAGUGAGUGGGAGAAGAGCUACUUUGGAAACAUGGAGCCACAAUAUAUCACAGUUGCUGCACAAUAAAAACGAUGGAUUGAAACAGAGUUGGAAAACAAUAUUCAGAAAAUUCUUUGAUUAUUAUUAAAUAAAAUAAUCAUAGAUCAUCUUC
This is a messenger RNA of Trichomycterus rosablanca, 1910 nucleotides long. It is a transcript of the gene alas2, whose product is annotated as aminolevulinate, delta-, synthase 2. The transcript has 11 exons. Gene Ontology annotation, molecular function: 5-aminolevulinate synthase activity; pyridoxal phosphate binding. Bases 68 to 1825 code for a protein of 585 amino acids. Lineage: Eukaryota; Metazoa; Chordata; Actinopteri; Siluriformes; Trichomycteridae. Gene Ontology annotation, biological process: hemoglobin biosynthetic process; erythrocyte development; heme biosynthetic process. Gene Ontology annotation, cellular component: mitochondrion; mitochondrial matrix. The record is from RefSeq and is a predicted model, not a curated record.